AUGUCUCAACAAAACACAGAGCAUGUCGGACAAUGCGUUGGAAAACAUCUUGUAUGGUUGGAUUGUGAUCCAGGACAUGAUGACUUUUUUGCUAUUUUAAUGUGUAUUCAUCCCGAUAUUAAAUUAUUAGGAAUUUCCACUGUAGGAGGAAAUCAAACUGUUGAAAAAACAACCCUCAAUGCAUUGAAGGCUAUUACUGCUAUGGGUUCUGAUUUUGCAGAGGUGCCAGUAGUGAAAGGACAAGCAAAACCAAUGGUACGACCAGCAAAGCAUUGUGCUGAAAUUCAUGGUGAAACAGGUCUUGAUGGACCAACAUUUCCAAAGCUGACAAAAACAGCAAUCACAGAUGAAAAAGCUGUCAAUUACAUGUAUAAGGUUAUUUCAUCUCAGGAUAGACCCGUUAAUUUAAUUUGCACAGGUCAAUUCACCAACGCUGCUCUUUUAUUGAUUUUAUAUCCAGAAAUCAAAUCGAAAAUUGCACAAAUAAUAGUCAUGGGUGGAGCUAUUGGAUUUGGAAACACAAGUCCUGCAGCAGAAUUUAAUAUUGAGGGUGAUCCUGAAGCUGCUUCAGUUUUGUUUGAGUCUGGUUUGAAGGUUGUUAUGUGUCCUUUGGAAGUUACGCACACUGCAUUGGCCACACCUCAAAUUCUUGAACGGUGCGACAAGAUGAAUUCCAAAUUUGGAGCUAUUUGCAAAGAAUUGCUCAUGUUUUUCAAGGAUACCUAUAAGAGAGUAUUUUUCAUGGAAGAUCCUCCUUUGCAUGAUCCAUGUACAAUUGCCUACCUUUUGAAUCCUUCUUUAUUUACCCUGGAAUUUAUGCGAGUUGAUGUGGAGUGUUCUUCCAGAUUCUGCAAUGGACGGACUGUGUGUGAUGUUUACCACAUGUCCAACCAGCCAAAGAAUGUCCAUGUUGCAACAAAGGUGAAUGUCUCCGGUUUUUGGGAUUUGCUUUUCGAAUGUUUGCAUUUGGUCGAUAAGGUGACAUGUCUCAAUCAUUAA
This is a messenger RNA of Naegleria lovaniensis, 999 nucleotides long. RefSeq lists its product as uncharacterized. The record is from RefSeq and is a predicted model, not a curated record. Lineage: Eukaryota; Heterolobosea; Eutetramitea; Acrasida; Naegleriidae. Gene Ontology annotation, cellular component: cytosol. Gene Ontology annotation, biological process: purine nucleoside catabolic process. The transcript is spliced from 4 exons. Gene Ontology annotation, molecular function: purine nucleosidase activity. Bases 1 to 999 code for a protein of 332 amino acids.